This is a messenger RNA of Teleopsis dalmanni, 1894 nucleotides long. RefSeq lists its product as uncharacterized. The transcript has 6 exons. The record is from RefSeq and is a predicted model, not a curated record. The coding region runs from base 306 to 1754 and encodes 482 amino acids. Lineage: Eukaryota; Metazoa; Arthropoda; Insecta; Diptera; Diopsidae.
UUGGCGGGCGAACAUUGGUUAUAGUGCGUAGUUGGAAGAAAAAAAAACGUUAGAAAUAUAAAUUUAAAACUGGCGUUAGAAAAAUAUUUUACGAUUUUAUUAAAAGUAAUAAAAUAAAUAAAUAAAAAACGAAUACGUCGAUAAAAAUCGUUUGAUAGUAAAAAAGUUUAACAACCACAACGCGUCAUCAAAGCGGUAAAGUGAAGAAAAUGAAGUGCUUGAUAAUGUGUAUGUGAAUAUAAUCAAUUAUAUGAAAGUAAAAUAUCUAUAAAAAAUUAAAAGACAAUCAAAAUCAUCAAUUCAAAAUGUUUACGGAAUUAUCUCUACACCUACACAGCAGAAAACAUAAUUGCCGUAGUCGACAUAUCUUCUCUCUCGACAUUAUACUUCUAUAUAUAGGUGUAUACAUUAUCGGAUGUGCAGCAGUUCCAGAAAACAAAUACCAUAAUGAUUUUCAUAAUAACUUUGCUACUGAAUAUGGAGCACCGCUUAUAACGCCUCUACUGGAAGAAGUAACGGUCGAAGUCAAUUCGAAUUAUACCAUACGAUGUGAAGCAAAUGAACCAGUUUUCUGGAAAUUCGACAACGCACUGUUUUUGAAAUAUGAAAUUAAGGAAUUUGAUACAAACGAUCCAGAAAGACCGUAUGGCAGUAUGCUAUAUCUUACCGAUAUAACCCAUGAUUAUGUUAGUAGUUAUGUUUGUAUAAAAAAUUCAAGCACAAAAUUAUCAGACGAUGUACAACAACUCGAUGAUAAAAUUAUAGAAUUAAUAAAUAACAAUCAGGCUUCAAGCAUAUAUCUGUACGUGAACGAUCAAAUAAACUUACUUGCACCUGUACCAAUUCCAAUUGUUGACGCCAAACAAUUUCAAGAUGUAGUCAUCCCUUGUAAGCCCACUUCGCCUCAAGUUGAUGUAUUGCUCACGACUCCCGGUGGCGAGACAUUCUCCAGUGAAAAUACGGGACGAUAUGAUCCACGGCGUGGCUUCGUUAUCGUUAUACGCGCAGUUACUGACGGUGGCGAUUAUAUAUGCCGUCCGAAAAUUCCCUCGCCAGACCAGGAGGAUGAACAAACGGAGUUUACUGUCCAGUUUUAUGGUAACGAUGACAUUAAUCCUAUGCGUUCUGAUUGGGAUGUAAGAAGAACGGUGGAGGCAACAUCUGUACAGAAUACUACGAAAACGACUUCAUCACAACAAAAAAGUACAGUAACUAACUCUCUUAAUGUAACUAAUCGCACUGUCUUUAGUAAACGUAAAAACACUAAUAAUAUUGAUAUUAAUAUUGAAAAAAGUCAAAAUAAUCAAAAUAAUCAAAAUAAUCAAAAUAAUAAUGUAACAAGUGAAAGAAAUUCACAAAAUAUUGGUGAUGGUAAUGCUAUUGUACAUAGUGUUGGUGAUGGUAAUGCUGAUAUGUAUGUGUAUUCUAACAACAAAAUCAAUGCUGUAACUCAUCGUACGAACAGUUUCGAAGAUAUUUCUGAUGUUAGCGUUGUUGAAACUGAUAUCGAUAACAAAAUUUAUGAUGAUGACGUAAGCAACGAUAACAAUUAUGAAAAACAAUCUAAUGAGAACAAUAACAGUGAUCCAUAUCACCUUUAUAAUGAUAAUCAAUAUCAAUUAACAACAAUAUUUUCGAAAAACAAACGUUCAGUACGGAACACAACUCCCUCGUACAAUACUCGUAGAACGUCUAUAUCCAAUAAUUCUAGUACGCAUCGACGUAAGUGUUUGUUUGAUUGUUUGAUUGUUUGAUUGUUUGGUUGUUUGUUUAUUUGUUUCUUGCUUGCUGUUCGUUAUGUUUGUCGUCUUAUUAAAUAAUUUUUUUUAUUUCCAUAGUACUUUUUAACAACUAUUUUAUGCCAAUUAUUCUUGCACUUCAUGUCUAUGUUCCU